Messenger RNA from Anoplopoma fimbria (sablefish), 1444 nucleotides. It is a transcript of the gene myg1, whose product is annotated as myg1 exonuclease. Gene Ontology annotation, cellular component: nucleus; cytoplasm. Bases 49 to 1227 code for a protein of 392 amino acids. Lineage: Eukaryota; Metazoa; Chordata; Actinopteri; Perciformes; Anoplopomatidae. The record is from RefSeq and is a predicted model, not a curated record. The transcript has 8 exons.
GCUACCAAAUCCUUCCGUCGCCAACGCGUCUUGUGCAGUCUCGUUUGAAUGUGGCGUGCACGCAUGAUAGCACUUCAUUUAACAAAAAUCGCUUCUCAAGUUAACUACUGCAAACCAGCGAGUGUUUUACGACUGAUAAGUUCACAAACUAGCUGCCAUAGUUUGCUCUGUGUGCGACACAUGUCAAGUCAACCGAAGAGAGUCCGCACCGCAAACAUGCCCGCUGUAAAGAUCGGAACUCACAACGGCAGCUUCCACUGUGAUGAAGUCCUCGCCUGUUUCUUCCUCCGCCAGCUCCCUGAGUACAAGGAUUCAGAGAUCGUUCGGACCAGGGACCCGACAAAGCUGGCAGAGUGUGACAUCGUUGUAGACGUUGGAGGAGAGUUUGACCCAAAGAGGCAUCGCUAUGACCAUCACCAGAGGACCUUUGCAGAGAGCUUCCACAGCCUGUUUCCAGAGAAGCCAUGGGUGACCAAGCUGAGCUCAGCAGGCCUGGUCUACGUACACUUUGGUCGUCAGCUGCUGGCCCAGCUGACGCAGCUGAAGGAGGGCGACAGGCAGCUGGAGGUGCUCUAUGACAAGCUGUAUGAUAACUUUGUGGAGGAGGUCGAUGCUGUAGACAACGGCAUUUCACAGUGUGACGGAGAGGCCCGCUAUUCUAUCUCCACCAUGCUGAGCACACGUGUCGGCCACCUGAACCCAAGCUGGAACAGCACGAGUCAGGACACUGAGGAGGGUUUCAAAAAGGCCAUGAAGAUGGUUGGGGAGGAGUUCCUGGACCGUCUGGAGUACUACCAGACUUCCUGGCUGCCGGCUCGUGUGGUGGUGGAGGAGGCCGUUAAGGGGAGGCAUCAGCUAGACCCCAGUGGGGAGGUGGUAGUGUUCUCCCAGGGCGGGUGUCCCUGGAAGGAGCAUCUGUUUACCCUGGAGAAGGAGCUCAAAGUGGAAACGCCCAUCAAGUUUGUCCUUUACCCCGACCAGAGCGGACAGUGGAGGGUCCAGUGUGUCCCGGCGGGGCUCAACACCUUCCAGAACAGGCUGUCCCUGCUCGAAGAGUGGCGCGGCGUUCGCGAUGAAGCGCUGUCUGAGCUCAGCGGGAUUAAGGGCUGCGUCUUCGUCCACGCCGGAGGCUUUAUUGGCGGGAACAAGAACCAGGAAGGAGCCCUGGAGAUGGCCCGGAGGACCCUGCAGGCCGCCGCCAAGGCCCCUGCAAACGGAAGCAGCUGAAGGUUCAGAGAGAAUAGCCAACAGCACAUUUUGUUCUUAGGGGCGGGGAUGGUAUGGCAAUUGCUGCCAAAUAACCUUGGCCCACCUCCCAAAAUACCUACAGUAUUUACCAACACCAAGGCUCACUCUGAAUCAUUAUUUUGACUCAUGUUUUUCUUCCUUUGUUCUUAUAAAUGUGCGAAUAAUGUGUUGUUCUUUUGCAAUUAAAGACUAUUUG